Molecule: messenger RNA, 360 nt
Organism: Fusarium redolens
Lineage: Eukaryota; Fungi; Ascomycota; Sordariomycetes; Hypocreales; Nectriaceae
Product: GRIM-19
Exons: 4
Coding region: 1-360 (119 amino acids)
Source: RefSeq, a predicted model, not a curated record
AUGCCUCAAGAUAUGCCCCCUCGGGGCGGGUAUGAGCCCGUCCAGUACAAGCGAAACCUCCCCGCGAAGGGUUUCCGUCCUGGUAUCCUCCUCCUCGGAAUGGGCGCUGUUAUGGGCUAUGGCUGGUAUAAGCUGAUCGGCGGCAUGCGCGAGGCCAACGAACUCGGCCGUGAAAAGAUGUGGGCUCGCAUUAACCUCAUUCCCCUCCUUCAAGCCGAAGAAGACCGCGAUCAGGUCCGUCGAUACCUGGCCGACCAGAAGCGCGAGAAGGAGUUGCUUGGUGACAAUGCCAAGGUUUACAACAGCGACCGAUUCGUGAGGCCGACUUUCGCUGUUACACCCCCUCCUACUACAAACUAA